Molecule: messenger RNA, 438 nt
Organism: Striga hermonthica
Lineage: Eukaryota; Viridiplantae; Streptophyta; Magnoliopsida; Lamiales; Orobanchaceae
Source: the annotation of a GenBank genome assembly
AUGGCGUCUUCCCAUCCGCCAUAUUUUCAUAUGAUAAGCGAAGCAAUCACCACGUUGAAGGAUCGAACCGGGUCGAGCCAGCCGGCAAUUGCGAAAUUCGUGGAGGAUAACUACGAGAAAUCGCUCCCUACAAACUUCCGGAAAAUCAUGUCCGUCCAACUGAAGAGGCUCGUCAGAUUGGAGAAGAUCUCGAAGGUCAAGAGCUCGUACAAGAUUCCAGCCACCUCAAAAACCUCGAUUCCUCAUAAGAAAACCGUCACGGCGGCCGGAAAAUCUGCCGCGGAGAAAGCGAAGAAGAAGAAAACGAAGAGGCUGAGCGAGGUCAAAACGCCUGAGGCCGUGAAAAAAAAAAAUCAUGACAGCGGAAAAGAAGAAGUGGGCCCCAUGGCUAGGGCCGGCUCGACUCCAGCGACGAAAAAAGGUAAGAAAAAGAAGUGA